Colletotrichum destructivum is the source of this 588-nucleotide messenger RNA. RefSeq lists its product as uncharacterized. The record is from RefSeq and is a predicted model, not a curated record. Bases 1 to 585 code for a protein of 194 amino acids. The transcript has a single exon. Lineage: Eukaryota; Fungi; Ascomycota; Sordariomycetes; Glomerellales; Glomerellaceae.
AUGUUGUGUCCGCUCUUUAAACCACGGCGCAUCGCUUACACUACUGUACCUACUAUGACUUACACCGUACAUCCUACAUCACUGUCUCUCUCUCCCUCUCUCUCUCUCUCCCCCACUCCCUCCCUCACUCACACACACAAACACACACCAUCCCGUCCAUCCACGCAUGCCACCCCUUGUCGAAACAAGCUCUACCCUGCAAACAACUCCUCUUGUCAUCGCCAAAGGGGAAAGGGGGAGGCAUACAUCGUAGGCCGGGACCACCAAAAGCAAACGAAGGAAACCUGGCAACCAUGUAUAAAACUUAAUAGCCUCGCUCUCCGGGCCAAGAAUACGCAGGCCUCCCUGUGCUCUUCCCGUCUGGAUCGCUCGCUCACACUUUCCUUCCUUUCCGUUUGGUAUUCUCUUGUGAAUCUGUUGUUUCCCCCCCCUCUCUUACUUACUCUCUUCCAAACUCCCAGCCGGUCUGUUUCUUGCCCUUCGAGAGGCUAUCAUCUCGUCUUCGCUUCUCUCUUACCCCCCCUUCUUCCAAACCGUGCUGGACACUUUUUUUUUUUAAACCUUCCCUCCCGCCAGACAUACUAAUCU